CGCAUAGCGCUCUUACAGAGCGACUGCUCGAGGCUGUAGAGGACGGCUACAGAGAGCGACUUAGCUCGAUCGAAAUUGCAUUUAAAAGAGUUCCACUAAAACACACAUCUGACGGUCCAGGGAGGUCUUUUACACUCUCCUUACUCUUCUAUUAUCACCGCGGCCAAUCUGGAAGCGACUUGGAGCUGGCGCAGGGCUUGCGCGGGAGACACAUAAGGCGACGGAGCCCCAGCCCCCAGCCCCGCAGCAACCGCACGCCGCACCACGCUAGCGCGAUGCUAUGUCCACUGCCUCGCCGCCGCAGCAGCAGCAGCUGCUAAGCCAAAACCCGCAGCACGCCUCCACCCCGUCCGUCCACCACCUCAGUCCGGACGAGACGGCUGCUACGGCCAUGGACGUGGAUUCGGAUCCAAAGCAGCAGCAGCAGCCGGACAAGGAGGGUGCUGAUGACGCUGGGGAGGAGGUCGGUGCCGCUGGCGCCGCUGCGGCCACGCCGGCAGGCAAGAAGGCCGGCGACGAGGCCCCUGGCACUGCCAGUAAGGACCGCAAGAAGGGCGGCGGCGGCAGUGGCAGUCGUAAGAAGCAGAAGACGGACGCUGGCGAGGAGGCUGGCGAUGCUGCCGCUGCCGCCACGCCCUCUGCCAAGGGCACGAAGGGCAAGAGUGUUAAGGCAGCGGCGGCGGCGGCGGCUGCAGCUGCAGCUGACAAGAAGGACGCGGACGAUGAAGGCGAGGAUGUGAAGGAGGAGGGCGAGAAGGAGGCGGAAAAGGAGAAGGACACGCAGAAGGAGGAGGGAAGCACUAAGAAGCGCAAGGGCAGCAGCUCGGCUAAGAAGGACAAGGAAGCCAAGGACAAGGAGAAGGACAAGGACGCUGGUGCUUCUACUUCUGCUGCUGCGGAGGUGCCGGCCAAGGAGGCCGCAAAGAACGAGGCCAAGGAAAAGAAGGAGAAAAAGCCCAAGUCCGAAUCCGCCAAGAAGCCCGCCGCCGACAAGUCCAAGGAGGCCGACAAACCGAAGGAGGCCGACAAGGACAAGGACAAGGAGCAGGACAAGGGCAAGGAGAAGGCCGAAGCCGGCGCCGACGCGAACGGCGCGAGCGACGCCAAGAGCCCUGGCGGCGGCAGUGCCAAGAAGCCGCCGGUGGAGCGGCCGCAGUGGACCGAUGCGGCGGCCCUGGAGCGGCUCAAGAAGGCGGUGGCGGAGCUCGGCGGCACCGUGCCCGAUGGCUGGGAGGUGGUUGUCAAGGAGCGUGUGGGCGCGGACACCAAGAGCAAGGGCGGCCGCGACUACUACUACAGGACCGCCGAGGGCCGCAUGCUCCGCUCCAAGGCGGAUGUGUUCCGACUGUUGGGCAUUGAUGAGGCGGCAAAGAAGGCCGCGGGCGAUGCCGGCGGCGCCGCUGGUGCUGCUGCUGGUGCUGGUGCUGCGGGCGGCUCGGCCAAGAAGAGCACCGCCGCCAAGUCCAAGAAGCGGCCCGCCGAAGGCGAGGCCGGCGCCGGCGAGGACGACGCCGGCAAGGAGGCCGGCGAGGCGGAGAAGAAGGCCGAGGGCGGUGCCAAGAAGAAGAAGAAGAGGACGGACAAGGAGGACAAGAACAAGGAGGACAAGGACAAGGAGGCGAAGGACAAGGAGGCGAAGGACAAGGACGGCGGCAAGUCCGCUCCCUCCACGCCCGCCAAGCCCAAGCCCAAGCCGGACAUUAGCCGGCCGGAAGCUGCCAAGAAGGCGGCGGAGCAGGCAGCCAAGCUGGCGCUCAAGCCGCCCUUCAAGACCGACAAAGGCGUGACGGUGCUGGCCCUGGGCUCCAUCCGCGACGCGCCCGGCUACGUGACGGAGACCUGCCUAUGGCCGGUGGGCUACCGCGCCGCCUGGGUUCCGCCGCCGCCGCCGCCGCCGCGCAAGCGGCCGCCCAAGAAGGACAAGGAGGGCGACAAGGAGGGGGGCGAGAAGGAGGAGGGUGGCAAGGAGGACAAGAAGGAGGCGAAGGGCGACGGCAAUAUCGAGAUGGAGGAUACGGAAGCGAAGGAGGGCAAGGACAAGAAGGAGGCCGGCAAGGACAAGAAGGCGGCGGCGGAGCCCGCCGCGCCGCCGCCGCCGCCGCCCCCGCCGCCGCCGUACCGCUACCUCUCCGAGAUCCGCGCUGGCGCCGCCGAGUCCGACCUGCCCGUCUUCGUGGUGCUGCUGGACCGCAACCCCGACGCCCCUGCUGCUGUUUCUGCCUCCGCUUCCGCCGCCAAGGCGGAUGACGCUGAGGAGGAGGAGCAGGAGGGCGACAAGGAGGGCGCCAAGGAGGGCGGCAAGGACACGGCGAAGGACACGCCCGCGGCGGCGCUGCCGGAUCUGGACCUGCCGCUGCAGCUGGCCUCGGGCGCCAGCCCCGAGGCCGUGUGGACGGCCGUUGCGGCGCAGUCGGCCGCCGCCAUCGCCGCCUGCAAGCCGCCGCCCAAGAAGGCCGCCGGCGGCUCGGCUGCCAAGGCCGCCGCCGCCAAGGAGCCGACGCCGCUGCAUCGUGCGCUGGCCGCCCAGCCGCCGGUGCAGGCCACCAAGCACUGGGGCAUCGACCUGUUCGGCCUUGGUGACGUGCACGUGCUGCAGAUGCUGGAGGCGCUGCCCGGCGUCGCGGACGGCUGCGCCGCCUACCAGUACGUGCAGCAGCGCAACACCUGGGUACAGGAGGCGCGCGCCAUCGGCGCGCGGCGCGGCGCGGCGUUCGCGGCGGCCUCCGGCCGCAGCGCUGCCGGUGACAAGGAGGCGGGCGGCAAGAGCGGCAAGGGCAAGCAGACCAGCAUAGAGGCGUUCCUCAAGCCGGGCGAGGGGCCGGGGUCGGCGAAGAAGAGCAAGAAGGCAGCUAAGGAGGGCGACAAGAAGGAGGAGGCCGGCGGCAAGGGCGAGAAGAAGAAGGGCGGCAGCAAGGGUGAGAAGAAGGAGGUCAAGGAGGGCGGCGAGAGCGCGAAAAAGGAGAAGGCGCCGCGGCGCAGCACGGCGGGCGAGGGCGGCAGCGGCAAGGGCGGCCGCCUCACACGUGACGAGUUGGAGGUCCGCGGCGUGCUGGAGCGGCUGGUGGACCGCGUGUCGCUGGUCAUGGCGGAGCCAGACGAGGAGGAGCGAGCCAAGAUGAUCAAGGCCAUGGACAAGAGCGACCGCGCGGCGGCGCGGCGGCGUGAGCGCGACCGCGAGAAGGCGGAGAAGGAGCGCGCCGAGCAGGGGGCGGCGGGCGGCGGCGAGAGCGCCAAGAAGGAGAAGAAGCCCAAGGAGCCCAAGGAGCCCAAGCCCAAGAAGGAGAAGAAGCCCAAGGCGCCCAAGGCCGAGGGCGAGGCGGCCGGCAAGGAGGGCGAGGCGGGGGCCAAGAAGCCGGCCAAGAAAAAGAAGAAGCUGGACAAGGAGGCGGAGGCCGCCGCCGCUGAGGCCACGGCCGCGGAGGAGGCCGCCGAGGCGGCCGCGCCGUCGCUCGCCAAGGACCAGGUGAACGAGCGCGAGCUGCUGAGCGCCGAGUUCCCCGCGCCCGCCGGCGCCCGACUGGAGCUGGCCUUCCCGCCGGCCGUGGCGCUGCAGGCGCAGCUGGCGCCGGGGGCGGCGGCGCUGGUGCUGCCGCAGGCGGGCGCCGGUGCUGCUGAUGCUGGUGGUGUUGCGGGUGGCGGUGUGCUGCGGUGCGAGCAGGUGCAGCAGCUGGUUGGCGUGUACGAGUUCCUGUGGGAGCACCGCUCCCUUCUGGAGCUGGAGGCGCGGCAGGUGCCCAGCCUGGCCGACCUUCUGGUCAUGGUGGCGGCGCCGCCCGCGCGCCUGCCGCCCGCCGCCCGCCGCGCGUCCGAGGAGCUGCACCUGGCGCUGGUCCGGCUGCUGGUGGGCGAGGCGCUGGACGAGCUGUUGCACUUUGUGGAGGAGACCAGCACGCUGCGGGGCCGCGACCUGUCCUCCGCCGCGCCCGCCCUCACCGCCGCCACCUGGCCCGAGGCGGCACGGCGCUACCUGGCCGCCGCCGCCGCCGCGCGCUACCUGUCCACCAGCGAGCCGCGCUCGGCGGCGCUCAAGAGCCUGGGCCUGCCGGGGCAGCUGGCCAACCUGGAGCCGGCGGACUGGCAGCACUACCUGCUGGCGGGUCUCAACUUCCCGCACCUGCUGUCGCGCAUUGCGCUGCUGCCGCACGCAUCCAGCGCCUGGGCCGCCGACGCGCUGCUGGCCGCCGACGACGCCCGCGCGCGCGCCGCGGCGGAGCGGCUGGUGGCGGGCGACACGCAGGGCUUCGGGCUGCAGCAAAUCGACGGCGAGGGCCAGGUCCGCCGCGGCCGCCGCCUGCUCCACGCGCUGCUCACCCUGGACGCCCCGGACGGCGAGGCCGGAGGCGGCAGCGGCGGCGGCGCCGCCGGCGGCCAGCGCUGCGGCGCGCUGGGCUUCUACGCGCCGGAGUUUGCGGAGGCGGUGAAGGCGCCGCGGGGGCUGGACCUGCACAUGGUGGCGGCGCGGCUGGAUGCGGGGCUGUACCAGGCCACGGACGACUGGCUGGGCGGCCUGGUGGCGGACGUGCGGGCGGCGCUGCGGCUGUGGCGGCAGGCGCUGGGGCGGCGAAAGGCGGACAUCCCCGGACACGAGGACGCGGACCCCGGUCUGGCGGACGCGGCGGAGCGCAAGCUGGAUGAGCUGCUGCGGCACAAGGACACCGCGCUGGCGCUGCCGCCGCCGCCCCAGGGGCCGGGGGCGGCGCCGCCGGCGGCCUCCCGACAGCAGUCGGAGGCGCCGCCGGAGGCCGGCGCGGAGGCGGAGGCGGAGGCGGAGGGCGAGGACGCGGAGAUGAAGGACGCGGAGCACGAGGGCAAGGAGGGCGAGGGCAGGGAGGGCGGCAAGGGUGAUAAGAAGAAGGGCGCAGGCAAGGGCCGGAAGGGCAGCGGCGGCGGCGGCCGCUCCCGCGGCGGCAGGCGCGGCGGCGGCCGCAGGAAGGCCGAGGAGGCGGCGGCGGAGGACGAGGCGGAGGAGGAGGAGGAGGAGGACGCCGUGGGACUGAACGAUGCCACACGCAUGUUCAACCCACGCGACGGCUGCAGGGUGUGCUGGCUGGACGGCGACCGCGGCCGGCUGCUGCUGUGCGACGGUUGCGACGGCGAGUACCACUGCUACUGCGUGGAGCCGCCGCUGCUGGAGGUGCCGGAGGGGGCCUGGGUCUGCGCCGCCUGCAGCGCCGCGGGCAGGGGCCCGCAGCAGCAGCAGCAGCGGGGCGGCGGCGGCCGCGCGGCCGGCAAGGCGGACGGCGAUGAGGACGAGGACGAGGAGGAGGCGGACGUGGACGCCGCCGGCACGCCACGCGCCGCCGCCGCCGCCGCCGCCGCCGACAAGGCUGCUACAGCCGCCGCCGCCGCCGCCGCCCGCCUGCCCAGCUCCCCCGCCUUCCAGCACUGCCACAGCCACAGCCACGUAGUCGCGGAGCUGCACGGACGCGGCCGUGGCGGCGGCGGCGCCGGCGGCGGCGCCGUUGGCGCCGGCGGCGCCGCCGGCGCGGUGGUGGUGCCGGCGGUGGCGGCUGCUCAGAAGAAGGCGGCGGCGGCGGCGGGUGGCGGCGGUGAGGGGCCGCUGUGGCUGCCCGCGGACGUGCCGGAGGGGCCGCGCGUGACGCUGCGCGCACACAGCCGUCCCGGACUGCAGGAGAUCGCGGGCCUGCUGCGCCUGGCGCACCUGCUUGGCAACUACGACUACAACACCGGCGCCCCCUGCUGCCCGCCCUCCCCCGCCUCCACCUCCUCCUCCUCCCCCACCUCCCCCUCUUCCCCCUCCUCCUCCUCCCCCUCCGGCGGCGGCUGGGCUCCGGGUCAGCGGCUGGCGCUGCUGGCGGCGCUGUGUGAUCUGGCCAUGGACACCAACGCGCUGCGGCGGCGGCUGGAGGAGGUGGUGGAGGAGCGCAAGCGGGCGCGGGUGGAGGCGCUGGCCAUACGGUCUAAGGCGCGGCAGAUACAGGAGGAGCAGGCGGCGGCCAAGAAGGCGGCGGCUGAGAAGGAGGCCGCAGCCAAGGCCGCGGCGGCGGCGGCCGCCGACAGCAACAAGGAGAACGCCGCCGCCGCCGCUGCUGCGGAGGCCAAGGCCGCCGCAACCACCAAGGGCGGCGCCAAGGGCAAAAAGGGCGCUGCUGCCGGCAAGGCGGCGGGGGCCGCGGCGCCGGCGCCUGCGAAGCCGGAGGAGGCGGCCAAGCCGGCGGCUGGUGGUGGCAAGGCCGGCGCUGCCCCCAAGGGCAAGGCUGCAAAGGAGGCAGCAGCGAAGGAGGCCGCGGCGGCAAAGGAGGCGGCGGCGGCCGCGGCGGCGGCUGCUGCCAAAGAGGCAGAGGAGGCUGCCAAGAAGGCGGCGGCUGAGGCCGCGGCGGCUGCAAAGAAGGGCAAGGGCGGCGCCAAGGGCAAGAAGGGCGCUGCCGCUACUGCCGCCGCCACCGCCGAGCCGGCUAAGGAGCAGGCGGAGGCGGAGGCGGGUGUGGAGGGCGGUGAAGACGAGGCGGGCGGCAAGGAGGGCGCAGGCGGCGGCGGCGGCGGCGGCAGGUCUCGGUCCAGCUGGCGCAAGCCCACGGACCUGUCGGUGCUGCCCGAGCCGGAGCUGCGCCGCCUCAUGGAGCUGGAGGCGCAGGUUGAGGGGCUGGUGGUACGGCAGGAGGCGCUGGGCGAGGACCGCCACGGCUCCAGGUACUGGUGGCUGGGCGCCGACUGCCUGAGUGCGGGUGGGCAGCCCGGUGUCGUGCUGGUGGAGGAGCGGCCGCCGGGCCUGGCCACGCGCGAGGACAUGCGCAGCGAGGAGGCCUUCAAGGCGCGCUGGCUGGCAGCGCAAAGGGAGGAGGAGGCGGACAAGAGGCGCAAGCAGCAGGCGGAGCAGGGCAAGGCCGCCGCCGCAGGCGCAGGAGGCACCGCCGCAGGCGCGGCCGUUGCUGACGCGGCGGCGGCGGCGGCUGCGCCGGAGCAGCAGCCGGAGCCGGAGCUGGACGAGUGGGGGCUGCCGCGGGAGCGGCCGCGGCCCAAGAUCGUGUCCAUCGGCAGCGACGCGGCGGGCGGUGUGUCGUGGGGCCUGUUCGCGGCCGCGGAGCCGCUCAACGCCCUCAUCGGCUGGCUGCACCCCAAGGGCAUGCGCGAGGGCCCCCUGCGCGCCGCCCUGCUGCGGGUGCGCGACCGCAUGGCCUCCGCCGCCGCCGCCGCCACGGCGGAUGCCAAGGACGGCGGCAGCAAGAAGGGCAAGGCCGCCGCCACCGCCGGCGCGGCCGCUGCUGCCGAGGUCAAGGCGGAGCCGGGCGCAGCCGAGGCGCAGAAGGACGGCGCCGCCGCCACCGCCGCCCCCAAGACCGAGGAGGCCGCGGACGUGAAGACCGAGCCCGUCGCGCCACCGCCGCCGCCCGCGCUGCUGCUGCCCGCCGUCACGCUGCCGCCCCGCGGCCGCGGCGGCGGCGGCGCCGCCGCCGCCGCCGCCCGCCAGGGCUCCGUCGCGCCGGAGGCGAUGGAUGUCGACGGCGAUGCCGCCGCCGCCGAGGCCGCCGCCGCCGCCGCCGCCAUCGACGCCGCCGCCGCCGCCGAGGCGGAGGCGCUGCGUGACGAGCUGUUGGCGCUGCACCGGGGCCUGCCCGCUGAGGCCUUCAGCGCGCGCGGCUUCUGGGGCAGCGCCGCGCGGCAGGAGCGCUGGCGGGCGUUUGUGGCGGGUGCGGCCAGCCCGCAGCAGCUCAGUGCGGCCAUGACGGUGUUCGAGGCCAUGCUGGUGGACGAGGCGCUGAAGCCCCACUGGCGGUUGUACGGCAUGCCCGCCCAGCACCCGGGGCUGUGCACCACAUGGGCCGCCGCCUGGUUCCGACUGAGCGCGCUGCAGGGCGCGCUGCGCAAGUCGGUCCUGCCGCAGCGCGAGCCGCACCACCACGCGCAGCAGCAGCAGCAGCCGGAGCCGGAGCCGGCACGCGGCGGCCGGGGCGCAGGCAAGGCCGCGGUGGCAGCAGCCAAGGCCGCCGGCGGCAGCGGCGGCAGCGGCGGCCGCGCCGCCGCGGCCCGUCAGGCGGUGGCGGCGAUCCCGCGCGACCUGCUGUCGGACCGGUACCCCACACGCCGGGGCGCGGCGGGGGCGGCGGGGGCAGGCAGCGCGCCUGUCAACAAGCCCAAGGGCCGCGAGGCGGCGGCGCUGGCGGCCUCGAACUUGCGUGGGGCAGCCGGCGGCCGGCGCGGCCGGAAGCGCGGCCGUGAUGCCGACUCUGAGUCUGAGUCUGAGAGCAGUGAAAGCGAGGAGGAAGAGGACGAGGAGGAGGAGGCCCGCCCGGCGACUCGGGGGGGCCGUGGCCGCGGCGGUGCCGCCGCCGCCGCCGCUGCCAACAAGCGUCAGGCGACGCAGGCGGCGAAGGGCAAGGCCGCGGCGGCGGCGAAGGGCGGCCGCGGCGGCAAGAAGGCUGCGGAGGAGCACGACGACGAGGGCGAUGAGGAGGAGGAAGAGGAGGAGAGCGGCGGCGUUGAGGAGGAGGCUGCGGCUGUUGCUGUGGCCUCUGGCGACGAGGGGGCUAGCAGCAGCGAGGACGAGGAGGAGGAGGAGGAUGCGGAGGACGCAGAGGAGGAGCAGGAGGAGGAGUCUUCAUCCGAGGAGGAGGACGACGAAGAAGAAGAAGAGGAGGAGGAGGAGGAGGGCCCUCGCCGUGGCACGCGCGCCUCAUCUCGGCUGCAGAAGAAGACGGAUCAGGAGGCCCGCCGCACCACCCGCCGCUCCUCCCGCAACCAGCCGGCCGCUGAGGAGGAGGAGGAGCAGGAGGCUGGGUCGGGGUCCGAGAGUGAGGCGGAGUCGGAGGAGGAGGAGGAGGGCGGCUCAGACAAGGAGGAGGGGUCCGGAUCUGAGGAGGAGGAAGAGGAGGAGGACCAGGACGCGAGGGGGCGUGGCGGCAAGGCCAAGGCCGCCAAGAAGGGCCGCGCCAAGGCGGAGGCGUCAGAUGAGGACGAGGAGGAGGAAGAGGAGGAGGAGGAGGAGCAGCAGGAAGAGGAGGAAGAAGAGGAGUCGGGCUCAGAAGAGGAGGGGGAGGAGGAGGAGGUGGAGGAGGUGAAGCCCGCCGCGCGGGGUCGCGCCACGCGCGGCUCCGACGCAGCGGCGGCUGCCGCUGGCCCUGCCGCCGCCGCCGCUGCUGCCGUUGGCGUCAAGGUGGCGGCGGGCUCCCGCACCGCCGCCAUCAUGGCCAACCGCCGCCGCGCCCUGCUGGGCGUCAAGUCCGCAGAGGCGGAUGAAGAGGAGGAUGACGAGGACGAUGGCGGCGACGGCUCGGAUUCGGAGGAGGGCAGCGGCUCGGAGCUUGAGGAGGAGGCGCCGGUGGCGCGCCGGGGCGGCCGGCGCUCGGCCGCGGCAGCUGCACCGGCAGCGGCUCGCGGGCGGCGGGGCGCCGCGGCGGCGGGGGCGGGUGGCGGUGGCGGCGGCCGGAAGCCGCCGCCGGCCCGCGGUGGCCGCCACGCCGACGUGGAUUACGACAUGUCAGAUUUCGAUGACCUCGCGUUGUGAGGGCGUUGCAGCAGCAGCAGGAGGAGCUAAGGCGCGGCGCAUGCACGUGCCGUGCUAGCAGGCGGCGUGAUUGAAGGGGCGCAACCUGCGUCCUGGGGCGGCUAGGAGCAUGGUAGUUAUGGCGGAUGGAUGUAGGUUGCUAUUGUGUGAGGUAGCAUGAUUAGCAGGCCCUUGGGAUACCGGAUAGGUCGCAAGGGGCAGCAGUGGGUAGCUAGCUGGAAGGGACAGGUCCUGAAGUCGGAGGUGAUGCAGUGGGUUGGGAACGGUGCGCCCGCAACCGGGGCCGUCCGCAGGUGUUGCAGGCAAGACAGCUCGGCUAAGGCGCUUGGGCCGUCGCAGGCGGAGCCAGCGCUCUAACAAUUGCAGGCGUGAUUGGUGCGGCUGCGGCGUGUGGGCACAGAGCGUCACGUUGUCCUUGCUGGGGACGCACAGUGAUGGAUGCCCUGGGCGAACUGCGCUCUCGUGAUGGAACAUGGCAAGGGGCAGGAAAGCGUAGUCCCGAUGUGUGUGGCUCCCACCCGUGCCCACAUAAAUGCGUAGCAAGAAGGGACAAGGCAUUGGUGCGUUGUUCGCGCGCUGUUACUGUACCGACGGUAGCUGGCAGGUUGUGUCGAUGUUUUGCUGACGCGCAUUCCUCACGCUCCGGGCGCCCGGCCAAGGCGAUAGCACCACACAGACUCAAUGCGACGCCACACCGCGCGGAUAGCAUAGCCGAUGCGCACCUGCAGGCAGUCGACCGGCGUCCACGGAUGAGCUGUGUAGACGAGCACUAGCGUAAUGCAACGGCGUGCAGCAAAACAAUGGCCGGGCGACAGUGUGACAAACAGGGGCAAGAACAAGGCGAAGCAAAGCAGAAGAGGGGCCCGAAUGUGUACGACAAUUGUGGCGGGCAGGCCGAAUGCGGUGCAACACGCCAACAACACAACCGGAGGUGAGGAAGCGUUGCUGAUGGUGAGGAUAGGUGCUGCGACGUUCGGUAGGGGAGC
Chlamydomonas reinhardtii is the source of this 10449-nucleotide messenger RNA. RefSeq lists its product as uncharacterized. The coding region runs from base 281 to 9463 and encodes 3060 amino acids. Gene Ontology annotation, molecular function: DNA binding. The transcript is spliced from 31 exons. The record is from RefSeq and is a predicted model, not a curated record. Lineage: Eukaryota; Viridiplantae; Chlorophyta; Chlorophyceae; Chlamydomonadales; Chlamydomonadaceae.